Molecule: messenger RNA, 815 nt
Organism: Suricata suricatta (meerkat)
Lineage: Eukaryota; Metazoa; Chordata; Mammalia; Carnivora; Herpestidae
Gene: VPS28
Product: VPS28 subunit of ESCRT-I
Exons: 10
Coding region: 136-801 (221 amino acids)
Biological process (GO): protein transport to vacuole involved in ubiquitin-dependent protein catabolic process via the multivesicular body sorting pathway
Cellular component (GO): ESCRT I complex
Molecular function (GO): protein-containing complex binding
Source: RefSeq, a predicted model, not a curated record
GGUGCUAGGGGGAAGUGCGCGCGCAGGCGUAGACGUCAAAGAGCGCCGAGAGGUCGAUUUGGAGCGCGGCGCCACGGGCCUCCCCAACUGGCCAAGGGAGCGCAGGUCUCUGCUGGGGCCACCUGAGCCUGCAGGAUGUUUCACGGGAUCCCAGCCACUCCAGGCAUGGGAGCCCCUGGAAACAAGCCGGAGCUAUAUGAGGAAGUGAAGCUGUACAAGAAUGCCCGGGAACGGGAGAAGUAUGACAACAUGGCAGAACUGUUUGCGGUUGUGAAGACGAUGCAGGCUCUGGAGAAGGCGUACAUCAAGGACUGUGUCACCCCCAACGAGUACACUGCAGCCUGCUCCCGGCUCCUGGUCCAGUACAAAGCCGCCUUCCGGCAGGUGCAGGGCGCUGAAAUCAGCUCCAUUGAUGAAUUCUGCCGCAAGUUCCGUCUGGACUGCCCCCUCGCCAUGGAGAGGAUCAAAGAGGACCGGCCCAUCACCAUCAAGGACGACAAGGGCAACCUGAACCGCUGCAUCGCAGAUGUGGUCUCGCUGUUCAUCACGGUGAUGGACAAACUGCGCCUGGAGAUCCGUGCCAUGGAUGAGAUCCAGCCGGAUCUGCGGGAGCUGAUGGAGACUAUGCACCGCAUGAGCCACCUGCCCCCGGACUUCGAGGGCCGCCAGACCGUCAGCCAGUGGCUGCAGACCCUGAGCGGCAUGUCGGCCUCCGACGAGCUGGAUGACUCCCAGGUGCGCCAGAUGCUCUUUGACCUGGAGUCGGCCUACAACGCCUUCAACCGCUUCUUGCAUGCCUGAGGCCUCCUUGUCCG